AUGCCCGUCGAGGCCGGCUCCAUCCAACGACUCCCAUCCAGGCUUCCCACCGAACCUGGACGGUUCCCUGUCCAGAUGCACUUCUUCCCGGUCGGCCAGAUUCAUCCGAUCGGGCCGUCCGGCUAUAUAUUACAGCGACAGCUCCCCUGCCAGCCUCGACUUGGUGACUCACCGGCCCUCUACGUGUACCUGUACGUGGAUAUCGAGAUGGUUCAUGCCGGAUUGGCUCAGCCGCCGAGCCCGGAUGCGGCGGCAGCGGCGGCGCACGUCGCGCACAAGAUCCCCUCCGGAGACGGGCCGUAUGCUCGGGCCAAGAACUACCAGCUGGUGGAGAAGGACCUAGAUGCGUCAAUUGCAUGGUUCUGGAAGGCGAUCGAGACCGGAGACAAGGUGGAUAGCGCGCUCAAGGACAUGGCGGUGGUGAUGAAGCAACGUGGGUACCUGAGCGAAGCUGUGGACGCCAUCCGAUCGUUGCGACAUCUCUGCCCUGGCAAGCAGUCACAAGAGUCACUCGACAACAUCCUGCUCGACCUCUACAAAGCCAGCGGCCGCACCAAGGAGGAGAUUGAGCUCCUCAAGCGCAAGCUCCGAAAGAUCUACCUUGGUGAGGCCUUCCCACGAGGCAAGGCCACCAAGCGUGCCCGCUCCCACGGCCGCAAGAUCCAUGUCUCCGUCCAACAAGAGACCUCUCGUGUCCUGGGGAACCUGGCCUGGGCCUACAUGCAGCAGCGGAACUACAUGGCGGCGGAGGCGGUGUACCGGAAGGCGCAGAUGGUGGACCCGGACGCCAACAAAGCGUGCAACCUCGCGCUGUGCCUCAUCGAGCAGCGCCGGCUCGCCGACGCGGAGCUUGUGCUCGCUCACGUGAUCGCCGGCGCGUACAACGCCGGCGGCAGGGAGCACGGCGGGAAGAUCGUCAAGAAGGCGGAGGAGCUGCUAGAGCGGAUCAGGGCAGAGACGGGCGGCGCCGGCGGUGGGGAGGAGGCUGGCUCGGAGGACGGCGCGGAGGCCGACGAGAUGGAGGAGCUUCUGGACGAGGUUGUGAGGCAGUGGACGGCGCCGUACAGGCGGAGCGACCGGAGGCUGCCCGUGUUCGAGGAGAUCACGCCCCUGUGCAGGCAGCAGAUGGCGUGCUAGCUAGAAGCGAGACAUCACUCGGUAGGAGCUUGUGUGCAUCCGCGACAAGGUAGUGAAGCGUGUCGCCGUGGAUGUUCUGUACUGUUCGUGCUCAUGCAUGUAUUCAUGUAUGUACGUACAUGUGUUGUAUGUGUGUAGUCGUGUAGAUUUUUGUGUGAAGCGGUUGCAUGUGUACAAUGUGUAGGAUUUUCAUAUAUAUGUACAGUACAUAUGUACAGUAAAACAAAUCACAAGUUGCACCAACAUAUGCUCCUUGUAAGUUUA
This is a messenger RNA of Lolium rigidum, 1401 nucleotides long. RefSeq names its product protein SULFUR DEFICIENCY-INDUCED 2-like. Gene Ontology annotation, molecular function: protein binding. Lineage: Eukaryota; Viridiplantae; Streptophyta; Magnoliopsida; Poales; Poaceae. The transcript is spliced from 4 exons. Bases 1 to 1137 code for a protein of 378 amino acids. The record is from RefSeq and is a predicted model, not a curated record.